CCCGAUCCGUUGGCAUUGGUGAGACCGAGCCACAAAUUUGGCCACAACGUUGACGAAAGGUUCACCAAAGAAGUCAAGGAAAGAUGUUGUCAGGCGAACACCAAGAGGUGUUGGAAUGGCAGAAGUACAACGAUUCUGAGCGCCUUGCUAUAUACAUCGAAGGAGAAGAUGGUGACAACCUCCGGUUUGACCUUGAUAAUCUGCUGAAAUGUGGGAAGGACGCCAGUCGUCUGCGGGUCUUGUGUUUGAUGAAAAGCCUUUCAACCGGCGAAUCUGCCUUUGUACAGUUCAACCCCGAGAAAAUCUCCAAGCUGCUGCCUUCUUUGGAAGUCAUUGGCUUUCAUUGCAAUACAGGGAUCUUUGCAUGGCCCUGCGAAUUCCUCAAGAAGGUUUUGAAGCGGACGUUAGUCUUAGUCCCAACAAGACCGUAUGUGGGUGGGUGGGAGGAUGUGGAAAUCAUCUUCUACCAACAUGCCAUAGUUAUUGAAUCGAGAACUGAAAGACGCCUGCCGAAAGUUGUAUUCCUGUUUGACGCUGCUGCUGGUCCUAGUGAUCAUGGGACCAUUUCAACCCUUCCGUCCAUGCGGGAAAUCCUACAACAAGGAGCACUCUGUUAUGGAACUGCCUCGAAACUCACUGUCAGCUCUACCCAAAUAAAACCCAUCGAAACGACAAUGUUGCUGGACUUUUUGAACUAUGCAAGCUCCAUCAAUUCUAAAAGAAAGGCAGAGAAACUGGCAGAGAUAGAACGAAUCAACUUCCGGAAAGAGCUUCUCCUGCCGUCAAAUCGCAAGUGGCCCUUGUCAUUGCGGACUCUCUCACUAAAGAAUGUCAAGAUGCGGUUUGAGGACUACCGAUUACUUUGCUGCGCUCUAGAGACAAACAAUAGGAUUGCCUAUUUGGACUUGUCAGGCUUUUCAUUCACCAACAACUGUGGAACUUCUGUCCGUUCAUUGGAGCCGGUUCUGAAUUUGUUGGAACAUAACCGCACGCUUGAAUCCAUCCGUUUCACAACCACAGAUGAGAGCACUGGCCUCGAUGAAGCAGAGUGUGAACCUAUCCAAGAGCGCAUACACGAGAUCCUCACGAACUGCAAUGACACCAUUUACGACUUGAAGAUUGAAGAAUGGCAGCAAGGCACCCCUCUAUCAACCAAGAUUCAGAAACAGCUGGACCUCAAUUACUUUGACUUGGGUCGCGUCAUGAACAAUCCGCAUCGUUUUUCAUGUUCGCAUCAGCGCUAUGUGGCCUUUUUCAUUGCCCUAAACUGUGCUCAUCGAGAGACACCCGAGGACUACGAAAGCCCAAGUCUCCUAACCAAUCUUUUCAUUGUCCUGCGAGCGCAUCCACAUCUUGUCCCGAUUCACACGGAAGCUCAAGGAGUGCGAGAGUUGCUCAACAAGUUUCGGUGGGCCAGUCCUGAGCACAACAACGCUGUGGCGUUGGAACUUCUUGAUAUCUUUCGGGAGAACCCAGCACUCUGCGUUCCAACGUACAAAAUCUUCGAUUGUGGCGCAAUAGACCCAAGACGCGAAACCUAUCCUAUCAUUGACACGUAUUCGCCGACUGACAUGGAAACCUGGACCGACAUGGAAACCUGGACUCCAGUUUUCGCCUUUCUGAUCGCCAAGGUCCCCAUUGAAAGAAUCUUGCUACUUUGCGAUCUCUGCCCCAUGCUCAAAGAAUCUCUAGAGACUCCAUGCGGCGGCCAGAAGGUCCAAGGCAGGGUUACUCCCAUUGAACUUGUCAAGAAUUUGUACGGCCAUUACUACGGACUGCCCAACUUGAACCAGACAUACAGCGAUCUGCUCGAGCAGUUUGUGGCCAGAGAACCCAGCAUUCUCGACUCCUUUUGUGCUCGCGCCAACCUGCCAAUGCUGUUGUACGAUACCAGCUUGGUGAACAUCAAUAUCACGCGCCAGUACCCUGCAAAAGAUACAAUGCGGCGUUGGUUUGACCUCUGGCCUUCUGGCACAACCUGGCAAGCCCUUUUUGAUAAAACCUUGAGCGAUAGUGAGCAACCCGGAUACUUUGCAGACCUUGAAUUCCUGGCUAAUAACAUGCCUCGGGAACAAAGCAACCUGAGGAUUCUGUCCCAGGAAGUGGCACUUGACAAAGCCCAAUACCUGUGCCAGUUUAUUCCGCGAAUUGAAUCGUUGAGCGUGCACAACUGCAACUUUGAUCAUUCGACGUUCCUGCUUCUGGUCGAAGCGAUCCGACAGAAUGAGAUGCUGCGAACACUUGCAUUGAGCUAUCUACCAAGUCUCAAAUCAGUCAGCAAGGAGGAGUGCACUGCGUCGAAGAAAGCUUUUCUUCAAAUGCUAAAAUGCAACAGCAAGCUCCAAGAGUUGACAAUAGCUCCUUCCCCUGACGAUUCUUCCGGCAGCGUGCAUCGGUGCAGCAAUGGGAACUAUCUUGGGUGGCUCUCCACUGUCCAUGCGGGCAUAAUGGAGAAUCCAAACAUUACAUCCUUUGCCAUGUCCCCAGCCACAUUCUCGGCCGUCUUCGAAACUAAGGGAAACAAGGAGGAAGCGCAAAUUGUUUACCGUCUAAACCUAAACAGGAUGUGCUGCAGCAAGGUUCAAUCUGCUUCCCUAGCUGGCGUUGUCGACAUCCUUGGUAACAUCGACAUUUGCAACCUUCAUGGCACUUUCAACCUUCAUGGCACUGAGUACGUUGGAGAAUCGUGGGAAGCACGCGAUUUGUACGGGCACAGCCUCGUCUUCAGCCUGCUAUUGGAGGCCCCAGCCAUAUGGUGUAGAGCAGACACCAAGGACUCCCGAAGCAUCCCGGAAAAGCAUAUGCAAAAUCUCAUCACGGAAACACACACGCAAAACCCCCGAAAGAAGCCUCGCCUUUCAGCUUCGACUGAAGUUACCGAAGGGCUUGAGAGACUGACGCUAGCACAAACAGCUUCAGCUGGGCAAACGUGUGUCCUACUGUGAACACUUCACCCACACAAUCUUUACCUGGGGAUUUUUUUCGAGCUUCCAAUGUCUUCGUAAGCAUUACCGGACCGGACCGGAGGAGGAAAUGUGUCUUUCUCGCUCUUGUCUUGAUCAAAACUUGGCGGUACGGCACACAUGGGGCAGUUCUCGCUACGGUAGCACCACAUAGUCGCAUAGUUGGUACCGUAAACAUUGAAACAAACUAAUAAGGCAAUAGCAGCACAUUCUAAGUAGCU
Molecule: messenger RNA, 3184 nt
Organism: Seminavis robusta
Lineage: Eukaryota; Bacillariophyta; Bacillariophyceae; Naviculales; Naviculaceae
Source: the annotation of a GenBank genome assembly